AUGGAUUCUAUGCUAGUUGAUUUAGCUGGUGAGCACCCACCAUUAAUAAAUGCUUUUUCCUGCAUGAAAGCUGGCCUUAAGAAUUGUGAUGCCAAUGGGAAUGCUGGCCCAAUUCCAGAACGAGUAAAGAAACUUGUUGAUGACUAUAAUGAAGCAUUGCAAGAAAAGUAUCCAGAGAACUGGCAAGAGCAACCUUUUGAUGGUCAAAUUGCAUAUGAUAUUGGUGGUGGCUUGCCGCAUGGUCGCCUUGCAAUAGGAAAUGGUGCUGUCAACAUGGUUACAAUAAUUGAUGCUGCCAAGGCAAGUGGAACAAGGCCAGCAACCUCAAGGGCUUUUCAAACCCUGUUGGCAAGAUAUGAGAAUGCUGCAUUGACUCGAGAUGUGAAGCGUAAUGGUUGUGUACUUGAGCUCAUUCUUAACAAAGUACAAAUAGAGAUACCACCAGACCUGCUUCAGGUAGAAGAAAAUGACAUGGGAGGGACUAUAGAUGGAUCAUCUCGUGCUUCAGCCAACCUGGACAUGGACAACAGUGAUGGCCAUUGA
Miscanthus lutarioriparius is the source of this 543-nucleotide messenger RNA. NCBI's taxonomy places the organism in Eukaryota, Viridiplantae, Streptophyta, Magnoliopsida, Poales, Poaceae. The record is from the annotation of a GenBank genome assembly.